AUGGAAAGUAUAAAGUUGGGUUUUAUCGGUGGGGGAAAUAUUGUUCAGGCAUUUAUUAAUGGACUUCAUCGGUCAAAUCAAUUAAAAUUAACAAACACGAUGAUUAGUUGUCCAAAUGCUAAUGAGAAACCAAUAUUCAAACAGUACAGUGAAUAUAUCCAAACAACAACGUCAAAUAUUGAUUUAUGUCGAUUUGCUGAUAUUGUUUUAUUUGCUGUCAAAUCUAAAUUUAUUAAAUCAAUAUGUAAUGAAUUGAAUGAACAUUUGAAUCACGAUGAUAAAAAACGCAUUUUAUUUGUAUCAGUUAUUCCUGGUUUGAAGAUAUUGACAAUAGAAAAAUGGUUAAUGAUUAAGAAUGAAAAUAUCGUUCGUAUUAUGUACAACGUCGCUGUUGCGACUGAAAAUGGUUGUUUUUGCUUUGCUAUGAGCAAGCUAAAUGAGUCGAUGAAACAGUCCUAUGAAAAUUUAAAAUUUUUGUUUAAUGCCGUUGGACAAUAUGCUGGUAAUGUUACAGAAGAUCAAUUAGACGUAGUUACAGCUCUCAUGGGUAGCGGACCAGCGUUUUUUUGUUUGGUAUGCGAAGCAAUGGCAGAUGGAGCAGUAAAAAUGGGCUUGCCGCGUGAUUUAGCAUUGGCGAUGACAAAGCAAACGAUGGUCGGUUGUGCUAAUUUGCUGUUGUCAUCGAAAGAUAAACAUCCCGCACAAUUAAGGGAUGAAAUAGCAACACCAGGUGGCACGACUAUUUAUGGCUUACACGCACUGGAAACAAAGGCUGUAAGAGGAGCAUUUAUAGAUGCGAUUUCGGUCGCAGCGCAAAGAGCUCAAAAUAUGUCAAAAGAGUUAGAGACAUUUGAGAAUGAUAAUAGUUGA
This is a messenger RNA of Didymodactylos carnosus, 870 nucleotides long. Lineage: Eukaryota; Metazoa; Rotifera; Eurotatoria; Philodinida; Philodinidae. The record is from the annotation of a GenBank genome assembly.